Carassius carassius (crucian carp) is the source of this 2544-nucleotide messenger RNA. Its product is annotated as P2X purinoceptor 1-like. The record is from RefSeq and is a predicted model, not a curated record. Lineage: Eukaryota; Metazoa; Chordata; Actinopteri; Cypriniformes; Cyprinidae. Gene Ontology annotation, biological process: response to ATP; monoatomic cation transmembrane transport. The transcript is spliced from 13 exons. Gene Ontology annotation, molecular function: extracellularly ATP-gated monoatomic cation channel activity; purinergic nucleotide receptor activity; ATP binding. Gene Ontology annotation, cellular component: nuclear inner membrane; plasma membrane. Bases 151 to 1356 code for a protein of 401 amino acids.
UAAAGACACAGAAAGCUGAGGCGAGCUAGGAAGUCAGAUAUCAGCACUCUAUAAACAUCUUUCAGUGCUUACCAGGACAUCUUACCAAGAUCAAGAACCUUGUGAAGAUAGAGAAGAGGAUAUUACACAUCUUUGUACUCUUUCCUUUCAAUGAGAAGGAUGAGACCUCAAAUAAAAAUAAUUUUAGCAAACUUCUUCUUUGAAUAUGAAACACCUCGACAGGUUCUGGUCCGGAACAAAAAAGUUGCAGUUGCAUGCAGAAUCAUCCAAAUGGGUGUUCUAGCCUACAUCAUUGGGUGGGUGUUCAUGUAUGAGAAAGGCUACCAUGCGAUAGAUACCGCCAUAGGCUCUGUCUUCACCAAGAUGAAGGGAUUGUCCUUCACAAAUAUAAGCGGAAAGGCGAGGAUAUGGGAUGCAGCUGAUUUUGUUUUUCCUGAACAGGGUGCCUCAUCUUUUGUUGUGAUGACGAACUUCAUUGCCACUGUGGGACAGAAACAGGACAAAUGUCCUGAGCUGCAAGAUGCGAAGAACACGUGUAAGACUGAUGCGGACUGUGAUGAGGGCAAAUACAAACGUACGGGAAAUGGGCACAUGACGGGCAGGUGUAUAAGCAAUACCAGUACUUGUGAAAUCUACUCCUGGUGUCCAGUUGAAGAUGACCGUCAAAUACCAGACCCUCCAGUCCUGCUGACAUCAGAAAACUACACACUGUUCAUCAAAAACUCCAUUACCUUUCGCCAGUUUAAUGUAGUAAGGAGUAACUUGGUGGAGAGUGUGAAUCAGAGUUACAUCAAUACAUGUUUGUAUCAUCCCAAGACUGAUCCACUGUGUCCCAUCUUCAGACUGGGAGACAUCAUUAAGCUCUCUGGGUUCGAUUUCUCAGAGAUAGCUCGUGUGGGUGGUGCUAUAGGACUUCUCAUUGACUGGGACUGCAAUCUGGACCUCAGUAUCAAAUACUGCAUUCCAAAGUAUGAAUUCUAUGGUCUUUAUGGAACAGGGAGAAAUGACAAACAAGACAAACCAUCAUUGGGAUACAAUUUUAGAUAUGCUAAAUAUUAUGUGGAGAAUGAGGUGGAGAAGAGAACAUUAAUGAAGGUGUUUGGUGUACGGAUAGACAUCAUUGUUAAUGGACGAGCAGGAAAGUUUGAUAUCAUCCCAACAUUGACGGCUAUAGGCUCAGGAGUAGGAAUCUUCGGAGUGGCAACCGUUGUGUGCGAUUUGUUCCUCCUAUAUUUUGUUCCAAAGAGAGAUUUCUACAAAAACAUGAAAUUCAAGCAUACAGAAACCCCAGAGGAGAAACCAGCCUUACCUCAGUCAGAGACAGAAAAAGAUCUACCAACGCUGUGGUCACAGUAAUUCAGAUCUUUGCUGUGCACAGGAGUAAAGUCAGGACGGCUGCCAUGACGACUAUUGCACUGAAGACAGAGAGAGGGGGAAAAAAAACCCACCUCAACACUGGAGCUAAAGCAAGACGGCUGGGAGAAUUGACACACAGAACUGCCAGACAUCACUUUUCCAUUCUGAAUCACAAUUCCUUCCCAAACUACUGAGGAAAGAUAUAAAAUCACUGUUAUUAUUUAAGACUCUAAUACCCACUGGAUGUGUUCAUAUUGAGAGGCUCAGGACUGUUAAGGUUCACAAUUCUAUGAGGGUCUUGAAGUCUUUACAAGGUUCCAAAAGUGUUUGGCAAUAACCGUGUGAUGUUUGGAUAUGUCAUGCUCUGGAUAUGGUAUCCUGUAUACUUUAAAAAAGCUAUUUUUUACUGAUAGGCGUUUUGUAUAGGUUUUGUUGUUGUUUUUGUAGCAAGUCAAACUGUGACCCUCUAAUUUUUGUGUAAAAUAAAGGUUAGGUGGUCAGCGAAACGUAUGAGGUUGAAACUAAGCAGCUCUUAAAGACUGGUGAGUGAUUUAGGCCUCUAGUUUUUGUUUUAGCUCAUUCACAAAACACUCAGCCAAGAAACAUAGGAUGCUCUAUGUCAAAAGCCUGGUAUUUUGUUAUUAGUACACAGCCUUCUGGACUGCUUUCAUUUAAUUGGUCAAAUGCAGCAUUUAAUGAUAUGAAAUAAUGACUACCGCUCAUUCAGGAACUCUUAGCUGUGCUUGUGUUCUCUCAGUAAAAGUAAUUUUUAAUCAAAUCAAUAGUCCAUAGCCAUAUAUUUACUUGUUUUAAACGAAGUUGUGUAGUCAUUGUACAAGAGAGAAUUUUUGGACACUCAUGCAGUCUCUUUCUUCUCACCUAACAAAAUAGUUUGGUCUCACUUUAGUUUGGGGACCAAUUCUUACUAUUAAUAAAAUCUUAAUUUGCUGCUUAUUAAUAAGUUAGUAAGGUAAUUGUUAAGUUUAGGUAUGGGGUAGGAUUAAGGGAUCUAAAAUAUAGAGAAUAUGCAGAAUAAGGUAUUUAUUUAUUGCUUUAUACGUACUAAAGAACAAUCAAUAUGUUAGUCAUACGCAUGCUAAUAAGCAACUGGUUAAUAGUGAGAAUUGAUCCCUAACCUGAAGUGUUACCAAUAAUUGAAACUCACAUCAAAAUAAAAACCUCUCAGGU